This is a messenger RNA of Perca fluviatilis (European perch), 1112 nucleotides long. Its product is annotated as torsin-1A-like. Bases 79 to 1053 code for a protein of 324 amino acids. The record is from RefSeq and is a predicted model, not a curated record. Gene Ontology annotation, cellular component: nuclear envelope; endoplasmic reticulum; endoplasmic reticulum lumen. Gene Ontology annotation, molecular function: ATP hydrolysis activity; kinesin binding; ATP binding. Lineage: Eukaryota; Metazoa; Chordata; Actinopteri; Perciformes; Percidae. The transcript is spliced from 5 exons. Gene Ontology annotation, biological process: nuclear membrane organization; protein localization to nucleus.
CUGAGUCAGUGAGGUCUUACCGUGUUUGGAUUGUUUUACAAGAUAAAAACGGCUGACUUCCGGAAUUAAGAGAUUUUAAUGAUGAAAGCAGUACAAAUAUAUUUCUUGUUAGACGUUGUUUUUUCGACAAUUGUCCUGGUUAACACGUUUAAUCCGUGGGAUCUGUGGAAGAAGAUCUACACUCCAAGUGAAAGUUGUGAUUCUGAAUGGAUAUCCUUCAACGCAGAAGGUUUCAAGGUUGACCUGGAAAGCAAACUGUUCGGACAGCACAUUGCAUCACGCAUCAUCCAGAAAGCUGUGAAUGGAUUCAUGAGAAAUGACAACCCAAAGAAGCCCCUGGUGCUCUCUCUGCACGGGCGGAGUGGAACAGGAAAGAAUUUUGUUAGUAAGCUGAUUGCUGCCCAUAUUUACAAGAAAGGAAUGGACAGCAGCUUCGUUCAUGUGCUUGUAUCUGGACAUCACUUCCCACUUCAAAGUCAACUUGAGACCUACAAGACUCAGCUACAGCAGCGGAUCAAAGACAAUGUCACAAACUGUGAACGCUCCAUGUUUAUCUUUGAUGAGAUGGACAAGAUGCAUCCUGGCUUGAUUGACAGCAUAAAGCCGUACCUGGGGUACCACAACAACCUGGAUGGGGUUUCCUAUCGGAAAGCCAUCUUCAUCUUUCUCAGCAAUGCUGGAGGGCAGAGCAUCACACAGACAGCUUUAGAUUUUUGGAAAGCAGGACGAGAUCGAGAAGAGAUCGAGCUAAACGAUCUGGAAACAGCGCUCUCUUUAUCAGUAUUCAACAGCAACAAUAGUGGCUUGUGGCAUUCAGGUUUGAUUACCAAUAACCUGGUGGACUUCUUCGUCCUGUUCCUGCCUCUGGAGUACCGGCACGUCGUUCAGUGUGUCAUGGCUGAGAUGAAAGCCGAAGGACUUCAUCCAGACCAGAACAAGGCAGACAAAGUGGCCAAAGAUGUGUAUUAUUUCCCUAGAUCUGACAAAGUGUUCUCUGUCAGUGGCUGCAAGACAAUAUGUACAAGAUAUCACACAUCUAAUGAUAACAUCUGAUGGAUGCAUAUGAUUAUUUUUUUAUCAAAGAAAACACUUUCAGCCAAAUGACUGAGGAG